AAAAACAAAAGCCUCUUCACAUGAUGACAAUCGGAAAGAGUCCGAUCUUGGGACGUCAUCAUGUUGUCUUCCUAUUGUUGCUUGUUCUCCAAGUCACCGGCCAGCAGCAGCCUAGAACCAUUGGUCCACCGUAUAGUGCCCCAAGACCGAAUCAAGUACCCGCGGUAAUCAUUGGGAUGCUUAUGUUCACGCUUUUAUUCAGCUUGUUGGCUUGCUGCGUUUGCUUUAAAUACACAAGCACAUCUCCUCAUGGAACCAGCUCUGAUACCGAAGAAGGAGGUCUUGGAGAAGUAGCGUUUACGAGGAGAACAAGCCGUGGACUUGGGAAGGAUGUGAUAAAGUCUUUUCCUUCCUUUCUUUACUCACAAGUUAAAGGGCUAAAGAUAGGCAAAGGCGGCGUGGAAUGUGCGAUAUGCCUGAACGAGUUUGAGGACGAAGAAACAUUGCGUUUGAUGCCUCCUUGUAGCCAUGCAUUUCAUGCUAGUUGCAUAGAUGUUUGGCUCUCUUCUCGCUCCACAUGUCCUGUUUGCCGUGCUAGUCUCCUUCACAAACCAGGCAGUGAUCAAAUCUCUUUGUAUCCAUUUAUACGCCCACAUGAUAAUCAAGAUAUGGAUGAUCUUGAAACUGGAAACGCGCGAAGAAGUGUAUUGGAAUCUCCAGAUCAACAUUUGUUAGAUAGAUUGACAUGGAGCAAUAACACCGGGGCUAACAGACCGCCUCGAUCGAGGUCUACAGGGUUAUCAAACUGGAGAAUAACGGAGAUUUUGUUCCCAAGAUCCCAUUCGACCGGACAUUCUCUAGUACCACGUGGAGAGAAUCUUGACAGAUUCACAUUGCAGUUACCGGAAGAGGUACGGAGGCAAUUGAGCCACACGACGACGUUACCAAAAGCUAGGAGUUCAAGGCAAGGUUAUAGGAGUGGUAGCGUUGGGAGCGAGAGAUCAAGAGGUUUUCCUUAUGGACGCCGAUAUAAUCGACGGAACAUUUCUCUUUCUUUCUCUUUCUCUUUUCAAACGGCCUCUCUUCAACCAGCAAAAGGCAAGGAAAAAGAGUUUGGUGAAGGGUCAUUUGAUCGCCUUAAGCCAGAGAUGGUCUAGUCUUAAUUUGUUGACUAUAUUAAGUUUUCUUAUUGACAAGGUUAGAUUAAAGAAAACGUCUGGUGUGUC
Molecule: messenger RNA, 1166 nt
Organism: Arabidopsis arenosa
Lineage: Eukaryota; Viridiplantae; Streptophyta; Magnoliopsida; Brassicales; Brassicaceae
Source: the annotation of a GenBank genome assembly